Messenger RNA from Thelazia callipaeda (thelaziosis nematode), 969 nucleotides. NCBI's taxonomy places the organism in Eukaryota, Metazoa, Nematoda, Chromadorea, Rhabditida, Thelaziidae. The record is from the annotation of a GenBank genome assembly.
AUGGACACCGCAGUCAUGAGCCAUCUUCCGAUCUAUCAACGAUCUGAAGAACCUGUUUGGGGUCGAAGCAGUUAUGAUAUGCAUCGUUCACCUCCUCCAUUGCAAGGUGCUGUUGUUCCUUCGUAUUCAACCACUGUUAUUCAUUCAGUUGCUAAACCACCUACUGAAUCAGAUAUAUACAGGGUUGGUGUAUAUGGCUGGCGUAAGAGAUGUUUGUACUGCUUCAUCUGCAUGCUUACAGUUGUUGUCAUACUAAAUUUAGCAUUAACUAUAUGGGUUAUGUCUGUUCUCGAUAUCUCUCCGACUGGAAUGGGCACAAUGAGAAUUGAAGACGAUAGUAUACAAAUUAUGGGUGAAGCACAAUUUGAUCGUCCUGUUCAUUUUGCUGAACUUUCAACAGCUGCGGAUGAAGCACUAAUUAUCGAUUCAUACCGUGGUGUUUUUAUUAAGGCCCGAAAUAUGUCGGGAUAUCAAACAGCCAUGCUUAACAUGUUUCAAGAUGGACGCACAGAAGCGGUCUGUGAUCGUUUCGAAAUUUACGACAACUCCAGAAAGUUGUUAUUUUUUGCAGAAUCUAACGAGAUUGGCCUAAAGCUAGAGAAUCUUAGGAUACUUGAUGAUGGUGGAAGUAUUUUUGAAGGAGCUAUACAAACAGCACUUAUUCGACCUGAAUCUGAUCGUCCGUUAAGUUUGGAAUCCCCAACCAGAAGUUUAAAUCUAGAAGCAGGUCAAGAUAUUGAAAUUACAAGUGCUGCUGGGGAAAUUAAAGUCUCGUCGUUGCUUGACAUCACCAUGAAUUCCAAACAAGGAGAAGUUCGUCUAGAAUCAAGCAAUGUAAUCAUGUCGGGAUUGCCGAGAAGUGAUGCCCGAGGAAGUCCUCAGUAUCAGCUUUGUAUUUGUAAUAAUGGAAAAUUGUUUAUGGCAGCAGAUGGAGCUGAUUGUCGAGCGGACCGAAGCAUUUGUAAAUAA